This is a messenger RNA of Lathyrus oleraceus (garden pea), 2207 nucleotides long. RefSeq names its product glucomannan 4-beta-mannosyltransferase 2. Bases 192 to 1811 code for a protein of 539 amino acids. The record is from RefSeq and is a predicted model, not a curated record. Gene Ontology annotation, cellular component: Golgi apparatus. Gene Ontology annotation, molecular function: mannan synthase activity. Lineage: Eukaryota; Viridiplantae; Streptophyta; Magnoliopsida; Fabales; Fabaceae. The transcript has 9 exons.
ACACUCAUUGCCCUUCUCUCUCUCUUACACUCUCACUCUAGAAAGAAUGCCUCUAUUCUGAAGGCAUUCUUUUGUUCCAAAAUUCUGAACAAGUUUUGAUUUUUUAUUUUAUUUUUGACAGUGUAAAGAGAAAGAAACAGAGAGAGAUCUUGCAUUUUUUUUGUUGAAUUUGAUUUUUUAGAGUGAAAAAAAUGGUUGAAUCAGAACCUAAAUUUUAUAUACCAGAGUCAUUUCAGGUGAACUAUGAUGUGUCAAGUCAAUUUAAGAUGAUUUGGAAUGUGAUGAAAGCACCAUUGAUUGUUCCUUUUUUGAAUGCUUGUGUUUACAUUUCAUUAGCAAUGGCUCUUAUGCUUUUCAUGGAGAGGGUUUAUAUGGGUAUUGUUAUUGUUUUGAUUAAACUCUUCUGGAAGAAACCUGAACAACGUUAUAACUAUGAGCCUCUUCAAGACGAUGAAGAACUCGGUGGCUCUAAUUUCCCUGUUGUUCUUGUUCAAAUUCCAAUGUUCAAUGAAAGAGAGGUGUACAAGGUUUCGAUUGGAGCUGCUUGUGGCCUUUCGUGGCCUACGGAUCGACUCGUGAUCCAAGUUCUUGACGAUUCUACGGACCCUGUUGUUAAGCAAAUGGUGGAGAUGGAAUGCCAACGAUGGGCGAGUAAAGGAAUAAAUAUAACAUACCAAAUAAGAGAAAACAGAGUUGGUUACAAAGCUGGUGCAUUGAAAGAAGGAUUAAAACGUAGCUAUGUUAAACAUUGUGAAUAUGUUGUUAUUUUCGAUGCUGAUUUUAGUCCACCACCUGAUUUUCUCAGAAGAGGCAUUCCUUUUCUUGUUGGAAAUCCUGAACUUGCUCUUGUUCAAGGUCGUUGGCGAUUUGUGAAUGCUAAUGAGUGUUUGUUGACAAGAAUGCAAGAGAUGUCUUUGGAUUAUCAUUUCACAGUUGAGCAAGAAGUUGGUUCAGCUACUCAUGCUUUCUUUGGUUUCAAUGGCACUGCUGGUAUUUGGAGAAUAGCUGCUAUCAACGAAGCGGGAGGGUGGAAAGACAGAACAACAGUCGAAGAUAUGGAUCUCGCUGUCCGAGCAAGUCUUAGGGGAUGGAAAUUUUUGUACCUUGGUGAUCUCCAGGCAAACAGCGAACUUCCGAGUACUUUGAGGGCCUUCAGAUUCCAGCAGCAUCGAUGGUCGUGUGGUCCGGCUAAUCUGUUCCGCAAAAUGGCAAUGGAUAUUAUAAGGAACAAGAAAGUGAAGUUUUGGAAGAAAGUGUAUGUCAUAUACAGCUUUUUCCUUGUUCGUAAAAUCGUAGCUCACAUGGUCACUUUCUUCUUCUACUGUCUCGUAAUUCCUCUCACGAUUUUGGUUCCCGAGGUUUAUGUUCCAAUUUGGGGAGCAGUUUAUAUUCCUUCCAUCAUCACCAUUCUCAACUCCGUCGGAACACCAAGGUCAAUUCACCUUUUGUUCUAUUGGAUCCUUUUCGAGAAUGUCAUGUCUCUGCAUCGCACCAAGGCGACCCUUAUCGGUUUGUUAGAAUACGGAAGGGCCAACGAAUGGGUUGUAACCGAAAAACUCGGAGAUUCCGUUAACAACAAUAAACUCAAAUCUGAUGCUGCAGCCAAGAAGGGCCAUGUCAAAGUUCAAAAGAAAACAAGAUCCAAAUUUAUGGAAAGGCUAAAUUUGUUGGAGCUGGGAUUUGCAGUCUUUCUCUUCUUCUGUGGAUGCUAUGAUUAUGUGCAUGGAAAACACAACUACUUUAUUUACCUCUUCCUUCAAACCUUAACCUUCACAAUUGUAGGAUUUGGUUAUGUUGGAACCAUAGUGUAAAAGCUCUUUUGAGCACAAUCCUUAAAGCGUCAUAAGUGUCUGUGUCGAUAUUGUCGAGUACAAGAAGGGGGGUUGAAUUUCUUCGAACGCUGCAGCAAAUCUACAGUUAAAUUUAGGGGAAGGAGAAGUUCUUUCCAAGUAAGGUUUUCAGUUGUCAUCAAUCAACCAGAUACAAAUAAUGAUCAAUGAAGUACAAUAGCUUGAAGACAAUCAUGAAGAUCUAUCAAAAAAGUGCUUAAAUUUUUAGAGGUUUUAGACUGUUAGAUAGUGUGGUUUUGUUUGCAUAGAUUGUUUUGUGAGAUUUUUACAGUUAUAUAUUUGUUGGUCUUUUAUUUAUUAGUUUUACUAAAUUUGUGACAAUGAAUAAUUUGGUGGAUAAAUUAUGCACUUUUGAUA